AUGCCGGAAGGAUCCACGCCCGAAGAAGGGCCCGAGAAGACCUGGAAGAAGGCAGAGCGCAAAUUUACACAUAAGCCAGCGAGCGAAUUCUACGACCCCUGUCAAGAUUUCGCCGACCGAAGUCUAAAGUGCUUGAAGCGCAACAAUUUUGAUCGCGAGAUGUGUGGUGACUAUUUCCAAGCAUAUCGUGACUGCAAAAAGAACUGGUUGAAUCAGAAGAAAGGAAUUAACCAGUCCGAUUGA
Molecule: messenger RNA, 243 nt
Organism: Penicillium waksmanii
Lineage: Eukaryota; Fungi; Ascomycota; Eurotiomycetes; Eurotiales; Aspergillaceae
Product: coiled-coil-helix-coiled-coil-helix domain-containing protein
Exons: 4
Coding region: 1-243 (80 amino acids)
Source: RefSeq, a predicted model, not a curated record